Messenger RNA from Carassius gibelio (silver crucian carp), 4082 nucleotides. Its product is annotated as microfibrillar-associated protein 3-like. The coding region runs from base 406 to 1620 and encodes 404 amino acids. Lineage: Eukaryota; Metazoa; Chordata; Actinopteri; Cypriniformes; Cyprinidae. The transcript is spliced from 3 exons. The record is from RefSeq and is a predicted model, not a curated record.
ACCAAUUACUGGAAAAAACUGGGUCAGUUGAGUAAAAGGGGGAAAAGGAUAGGGGAGGAACAGAAAGCAGAUUAGGCAGAGAUGAUAGGAGGAGUUUAAGGACCGAACACAACGCUUUCCUCGAUUCUGUCUGUCUUAUUUCAUUCACAGUACAUCAUUUUGGGAUCCGUGAAUUUCUCGAGAGAUCAUCAACUAAGUCAAGUAAGUCACAGUUAAAACCAAACCCAGAUCCUCAAAUGAGCGUCGACACACGCUUCAGGACAAACGUCGAGAGAUAAUAACAGCGGGGGAACAAACAGCGGGUUGAUGCAUCUGCAGGAAGGGCCAUGUGCACCAGUGGUUUUUGUUCUCUGUGCUUGCCGGCUUUCAGAUAACCAGUGACCGUAACAUGAGGACCGGUGGAGAAUGAUACCUGAUCCUGAGGGUUGUUACAGAAAGCCAGAGAAAAUGAACGGGGCAUACGGAUACAUGAUCAUUUAUUUAGUGUCUGUGAUUAGUUUCUGCGGGGCAGAGGCUUUGAACAUCUCUGCAGUGGAUGGAAAUGGAAGAGAGAAUGAGACCGAGGCGGAUGGAGGUGGCUCGGUUCCCCUGGUGCUCACCAAAGUAAGCCAGAUCAUCGCCCGCGAGGGGAACUGUGCUUUAAUUGACUGUAAUAUCACCGGCGACCCUUUUCCAGACAUCCAGUGGUUCAACUCGCAUGGACACCUGCUUGAUACUGAGAAAAGUGAUGGUAAAUGGUGGAUUCUGGACAAUGGCGUCCUCAACAUCACCAGCAUCACGUUCUCAGACCGCGGCAAAUACACAUGCACGGCCUCCAAUGCGCACGGCAAGGCCAACUGCACAGUGACGCUGCGUGUGGUCUUCACCAACGGAGAUAUGGGUGUUUACUACAUGGUGGUGUGUCUGGUGACGUUUACCAUCAUCAUGAUUCUGAAUAUCACUCGCCUUUGCAUGAUGAGCAGCCAUCUGAAGAAAACUGAGAAGGCCAUCAACGAGUUCUUUCGCACGGAAGGCGCGGAAAAGCUCCAGAAGGCCUUCGAGAUUGCGAAGAGAAUUCCUAUCAUUACUUCAGCAAAAACGCUGGAGCUGGCGAAGGUCACGCAGUUCAAGACCAUGGAGUUUGCGCGCUACAUCGAGGAGUUAGCACGUAGCAUACCGCUGCCGCCACUGAUCAUGAACUGCCGCACCUUCAUGGAGGAGAUCCUCGAGGUCGUCGGCGUAGAGGAAAUGAGACACACUUUUGUCCGACAAGCACCUGAGAGUCACGGUGAUGGAGCUGCUGGCACUUCUGAUGAUGUUUUCACUAUCUUGCACGAAAGAGAGCGGGCGAGGGAGAGGGCGAGGGAGCGCAGCGAUUCUCCCGCCGUGGACUCGGACGACGCAUCGCUUCACGAGCAACCUCAACACAUAGCCAUUCAGGUUUCGGUUCAUCCGCAGUUAGCUGCUGCAGGAUGCUGUAGCGAGGAAGCUCCGCCUCUUUCUGAAAUAGUCUCCUCUGAGCCCCCAUUGGCUCAGGUGCCUCUGGAGGCGGAGUCUGAGGAGAAUGAAAACAAGGUGGAGUCUGUACAAGGAGGUGGUGCUGCACAGAAAACCCAAGUCAUUUAUGAAAGCCAUGUGUAAUAUCCUGAAGGAUAAUGACCUUGCUAUGCAUUUUCUUGGGGAACGAAAAGGUCAAGAUUUGUUUUUCGUCUCAGAAGUUGCUUUCUGUUAGUCAUCCUAGGAAAGAUUAAGAAAAGAUGCAUUUGUGUUCGGGAAAAUCUCGCAAAAAUAUAUAUAUAUUUUACCUAAAAAUUUAUUGGGGGGGAGAAAUUGUAUCUUGCUUAAAGAAAAUAAAUCCUAUUUUCCAGUUUCUGCACCGUGUUGUGAUAUUUUAAUGAAAUUAUCCCUCAAUUUUUCGAAGCUAUUGUAAUUCAUAAAAUGUUCUCAUUACUGUACAAUUUUAAAAAUUUAUUUUUCAAAUUUUAAACACUCAAUAUAUAUAUUAUACAUCUUGGUUAUAUUUGUGACGACUGAAUUUAAUUUAGGUUGAUUUUAGGGAUGUAACGGUUCACUGAACUCAAUUCAAUUCACAAUUUUGAUUUUAUGAUUUGAAUCUAUUUUUUUUUUAAAUACAAAAAGAGAUUUAAUAAAUUAAUAACAAAUAAUAAAUUAAAUGUCCAUUUAUUAUUGCUCGGACAAAAUCCUGCACAUUUCUUUGUGAAAUUGUAUAUCGUUGGUUUGGAUUGCUUCUAUGGUCCUCAUUUGUAAGUCGCUCUGGAUAGUGUCUGCUAAAUGACUAAAUGUAAAUUUAAUGUAAAUAAAACAUGAAAUAUUGAAAUUUUAAAACAAGCUCCAAGUCAAAUAACAAAAAAUAAAUUCUUGUAUUAAAAAAAAACAAAAUUAAGGCACUGUCUGUGCUCUUUCCAUUUAAAAUUAGAGGCAACCACUGCAUUUUAAUCAUGAUCCAAACAAAGAUGCUGCAUACACUUAACAUUAACAGUUUUUAAUAUAAAUUAGAUUGUAUAAUUUCGAAAAUUUAAGCAAAAACAAUGAUUUGACUUAAGUUUUGUUAAACUAUACAUUAAAUAUCUGCAUGAAACGUGUGUUUCCAUGGUUACCGCUGUAAACAAAGCACUUAUGAACACUGCAGCAAGUGGAGCUUAAAGCUUUUCCAUGGUUACCGAUGUAAACAAAGCAGUGCUGCACUUAUGAACUUUAAUGUGCAUUAUACAGAGGCAAGAUGAAAAAAAAAACCCUAAACUUUCCUAAAGACCGUACAUUCCCCUCAGAUAUACAUUCAUAUAAACUGCACCUAAAUGAAUCAAGAUUUGUUUAGCAUCUCAACUGAUUUGAAUCAUCACAUAUUUAAAUUGAUUUUCAACCAACUCGCGGUUAAUCGUUGCAUCCCUAUUUAAAUUAAAAUUGAACAGAAUAAUUGUUAGCACUUUUGCAAUUAUGUAAAAAAGUAUAAAUAUUUACAUUUACUGUGUAUUUACAUUAAUAUUUUCUUAUUGUUAUUUUGCUGUACAUUAGUGUGAUGUUGAAGGCAAAAUUUGCCUAAAAUACAAACACAAACCCCCAAAAUUAUUAAUAGUCCUAAAAAUUGUUAAUUUAUGCAAUUUUUCCCCUCCUUAAAUUUUGGUUUAAAAUAUAGCCUUGUCAUUUCUUUGUGAGAUUGACCUGUUUAAGUUAUGUUUCCCAUGACAAUGAAUACUCAUGCUGAAUGUAUUUUGGGUAAAGUUCACUAUUUAUUUAGAAAAUCCCAUGAUAUAUUUUUUUCCUCAUACUCUCUAGAAACCAGGGCUCUUGAGGGAUACAAAGCUCACAUCUUGCGUCUCAAUCAUCAGACAUAGGGUGGAUGUAGUUCAGGAUUAUCCAUUUCAGGAAUGAAUGAGAAUCAACACAUUUGGCUGAAGUGCAUUUUUUCAUUCCAUAGAAAUCCAACAUUUUAAAUAAGUUUUCUGAAGUGAUGUGCACAGUAAUUUCUCAAAUCUAGCUCCCUCUUAUAAUGCAUGAAGAAUGCAUGUCGAUCUGUCUUCAGUGCUGGACUCGGAGAGUGUUUGUGUGAUCUUGUCUGACUAUGUGUUAUUUAUCUUCUGUAUCAGGUAAACACGGUAAAUGAGAUUACGAGGCAUUUUAUUCAGUUGAGUUUCCACUGGAGUCUUAUACUGUUACUGUAAUGAUAGUAUUAUCACUUGACUAGAAGAACAGUAAAUAUUACUUUUGAUUUCCAAUGCACAGCUAGGUUUCUUUCUUUGAGUGUUUUUGUUUUAUUUCAACCUGUCUUUUUGAGAAUCCAACAGAGAGUUACGAUAAUAAUGUUUAAUCUCUUCUGAUGUCCGAAACACUGGACAUGCUUCGGUUUAAAAGGCUCACCUUUUAGUUUGUGCAAACAAGUUGGAAUUCUUCCGUGUUGAUCUUGCUUUUUUGGGCUCUUCCGGAGUCACCUAGCAGUUCUCUGCACCGCUGAUAGCUAGCUAAACCGGUUAAGCGCUCGUCAUUACAAAUGUUCCUGGUCAGGAUUGUGUGAGGAAGCGAUGGCCAUGGUGCUCUUCAAAUCGCUGUUUUAGAAGUAGUGAAAUAAAGCUGCUGUGUACCCAUGA